This is a messenger RNA of Macrobrachium nipponense, 1140 nucleotides long. RefSeq lists its product as uncharacterized. NCBI's taxonomy places the organism in Eukaryota, Metazoa, Arthropoda, Malacostraca, Decapoda, Palaemonidae. The record is from RefSeq and is a predicted model, not a curated record. Gene Ontology annotation, biological process: amino acid transmembrane transport. Gene Ontology annotation, cellular component: vacuolar membrane. Gene Ontology annotation, molecular function: L-amino acid transmembrane transporter activity.
AUACCAAGGAUAUCAUCACUCUAAACUUACCUCAUGGUGACAGUUCUGUUGACUUUGCAGCAAUGGUUAAGAUAUGUCUGGGCAUCUCCCUAUUUUUUACUUAUCCAGUGAUGAUGUUUCCUGUGACGCAUCUUCUUGACAAAACUUUAGGUUUUAAUGCAGUUCCUUACAAAGGAAACAUCAUGCGCUUGGUGCUAGUUGCAGUUACUGGACUGGUUGUGAGUGCAGUUCCUAAUUUUGCCAUUCUUAUGGGUCUUAUUGGAGCCACAUGCUGCACUUUGCUGGCUUUCAUCUUACCUGCAGCAUUUCAUAUGUCUAUUUUCAAACAACGAUUGACUAAACGCCAGUGGUAUUUUGAUGCGAUGUUGAUAUUCUUAGGAAUAUCAGGGUCAAUUAUUGGUGUUUGUGAUGCGUUUAAUCGUAUGAAUGGUCAUGAUCAGGUAGUAGAACUAAAUGAAUUUUCUCCAAUUAAGUUUAAAAAUAAUACUGUUCAAAAUGACCUGCUUCUACCAAAACCUGCCUCAGUUUUAAAAAAUAUUUCUACCACAGUGCAUUCUGCAAUUGCGCAAACAGAAGCAAACUAUAAUAUUACUGUAAAACCUACAAUUAAAACAGUUGUGAAGCCAACAGAAAGACAAACUUCCGCUGUAGUAUCCAAAGAAACAGCAGUAGUUCAACCUAAUUUGGUUGUGACUAAUGCUGAUAAGGUUUUGCCAACCUAUAGUUCUCUUCAGUCUAACACAGGAGAGCCAAGUUUAAGCAAUAGUGUAUCCAGUUCAACUAGAGUUAAAAGUAUGGGAGAUAAGGAAGCAGUACAGAUAGAAUCUAGUAAAGUUUCUACAAUAGAUGAGGGUUUUCCCUUGGAUAAAGAGAAGCUCAAUGUGAGGACGGUAUCAUCCACAGAAAAAUCCAAUGCCUGAGAAGUUGCUCACAUUUAGGAUCUAUCAUGUGAAUAGAAAAGUGUUUAUUAAUGGUAUUUGAUUUUACAUAAAUUACUUUGAUAAAUGAGUCGUGAAGGUUGAAUUGCUUGUUGUCAGAGUUCUUUAUAUUGUAUGGUUUCCAAGGCAAUGAAGGGUUAUGUAUGUGGUUUUAAGAACUGUGUUAUUUGUGUUGAUAUUUGGGUUUCAUUUUUGAAUAUUA